UAGUUGGUGUGUGUGCGUGUGGUGUGUGUGUGUGUGCACGUGUACGUAUGUGUGAGUGAAAUGUGCAAGCAAGCACGCACGAGAGGUCUCUCCUGGGGCAGGAGGAAUAAAGCUGCCUGCCCGGCUGCCUCCACCACGUCUUCGGUGGCGCUGGAUACGGCUUGUGGGGACUGCUGUGCCCAUGAAUGUGUGCUAUUGUUCCAGGCACACGUCGGCCGAAGAAAUAGCACAAAACAAGCCCCGUCCUUAUUCAGAGGCAGAGCCCCCUCCAUCACUCACCCAGCCCGCCCAGGUCACAUGCCGCAGGCCUCUGCAGACAGGACGCAGCUGCCUCAAAUCUGCUGCGACCAUUAGCCGUGCUUCGCAAAACCUGACCGCGCCGAGCCUUCCAGGGGAGACUAGAAAGAUGUGGGGUCGGGGCGCUGUGCUCUCCGAGCAAUGCUGGCUGGAAAAUGAGAAAAAGUGUGCUGUGGUUCGGAAGCCUAAGCCAGGCAGGAAGCGCCAGGAGCUGCUGGCCGUGGCCUUGGGGGUGAAGGUCCACACAUUCCGAGGCCCGCAUUGGUGUGAAUACUGUGCCAACUUCAUGUGGGGGCUCAUCGCCCAAGGGGUUCGGUGCUCAGACUGUGGAUUGAACGUACACAAACAGUGUUCCAAGCACGUUCCCAAUGAUUGUCAACCUGAUCUCAAGAGGAUCAAGAAGGUGUACUGUUGUGACCUCACAACACUUGUAAAGGCUCACAACACUCAGAGACCCAUGGUGGUAGACAUAUGCAUACGGGAAAUUGAAGCAAGAGGAUUGAAGUCAGAAGGCCUUUACAGAGUCUCUGGGUUCACCGAACACAUCGAAGAUGUCAAAAUGGCAUUUGACAGAGAUGGUGAAAAGGCGGAUAUAUCUGCCAACAUCUAUCCAGACAUAAACAUCAUCACUGGAGCCCUUAAACUAUACUUCAGAGACUUACCCAUUCCUGUCAUCACCUAUGACACCUAUCCCAAAUUUAUCGAAGCAGCCAAAAUCUCCAGCGCAGACGAGCGGCUGGAAGCCGUCCACGACGUGCUGAUGCUGCUGCCUCCGGCGCACUACGAGACCCUCCGAUACUUAAUGAUCCACCUCAAGAAGGUGACGAUGAAUGAAAAGGACAAUUUCAUGAAUGCUGAAAAUCUGGGAAUUGUGUUUGGGCCCACGCUGAUGAGGUCCCCUGAGGACAGCACCCUCACCACCCUCCAUGAUAUGCGGUACCAAAAGCUGAUUGUGCAGAUUUUAAUAGAAAAUGAAGAUGUUUUGUUUUAAUCCACCAGGGAAAUGAGACGAAUGGCCCCAGCCCCAUCUAGUUGAUAAGGCUAAAGGAAUAAAAACACUUCUUACACUUGAUUUGUUUUUCAAACAAGUGCCAGAAUUUCCUAGACCACAGCGGAUUUUCAAGUCGGCUACUGUGUCUCAUAGACACUCACCUCCUCCAUGUGAGAACAGCAGGGGUGAGUGACCGAAGGCCCUGUCUUGGGUCUUUGCUGUGCCUCCUACAUAUGUCUGUUUUGCUGGAAGAGUGAUUAAUAAAUCUUUAACUUAUUAAAAAAACAAGGUAGAUCUUUAAGCUUCAGUCUUAUCAGUAAUAAAGGAAUUUAAUUCAUAGAGGUACUUGAUACAGUUAUACAUUUUCCACUUACAAAAAGAAGACAAUUCUAUGUUAAAUGUUAAAUGAAACUUAUAUUGUAAAAUGUAUUUUUAUUUUAGCUGCAAGAAUGUUACUUUAUUUCAGCAAAUAGAACUCAAUGCAGUGCAUUGAUUAUGACCCUGUGUACCUUGUCCUGCUUCUUGCUGUGAUCCCUGAAAAAGUUUACCAUGAAUGCAGUAUUAUCUUGACAUACCUCUGUCCUUAUCAGUGCUUUGCAAUGAAAGUUCACCAGCCACCUGUGUCCCUGCUUUUGAUAGGUUUUGCUGUUAAGCACAGGCAUUUUGCAGUCGUACGGUAUAGGUUUAUAGCAAUCCACAGAUUUUCUUUCCAUUAAAAUUUUGUGAAAUCCCAAAGUAUGUUUUGGCAUUGGUCGGAGUCUUUCCAUAUCAUGUGUGUAUAUCCCAGAACAUGCAGAAUGUGGUCGUUUUACAUAAAGUGAUGCGGGAAUACUGGUUAAAUCUGGGCCAUGUAAAAAGUCAGCACUUUCCCUAUGUCCUUUUCAGGCCAGCACUUGGAAUUAACCAAUUAAUGGGAAGUUGUAUUGUUGUCACAUUUCUGUAUUUAUGAAAAGUGAAUCUGCAGAAUAAUUACUGAUUUUUUUCCAUUUUUGUUUUAUAAACAAGCCUAUUUUUAAAAGUAAGAAUGAAUAAGUUUGGUUUUUACAAAGAUUUGUUCCUCCUUGAUAAAGGUAGCUAUGUAUGGAUCAUAAUACCAUUUGAUCACGGGAGUUCUAUCUUCUUGGUUAUAAAUUUAGCUUAGCAUGAGCUUUUCACAGCAAGAUCUCUAUAUUUUGUAACAUAGUUAAAUAUUUAAAGCAUCAAAAACUGUAAAUUAAAAAAAAAUUUUUUCUGAAAUCCAACUUCAAUGUCUUUUCCUCUGAUUGUCUGAGAUGAUCCAUGUACUUACUGGCUAGUGUUGUUCUGGAGUGACCAGAAGAGAAUUACUGUGUGAUGAGUGAGCUGAAAGGAGGAGGGCAGUGCAAUUGUCCUGGACGGUUCCAAGGGCUAUGCGGAUGGACUCCGUUGGCACACGGGGUGGGGGUGGGGGUCACAAUGGUUCUGCUGGGUCCCUAUUACUGUUCCUCCCAACUGUAUAGAUUUGUUUGUUGUAGCUUAUGUACUUCUUGAUACUGUCAAAAAAUUAUCUGAAAAUGGUUUUAUUUUGUGAAGUGAAUAAUACUUUGUAAUUUAUGAUAGUGUAAAUGGAAGGAAAAGCAUUAAAUGUAUUAAAUUCUUCUGUCUAUCAUC
Molecule: messenger RNA, 2917 nt
Organism: Ailuropoda melanoleuca (giant panda)
Lineage: Eukaryota; Metazoa; Chordata; Mammalia; Carnivora; Ursidae
Product: beta-chimaerin
Exons: 7
Coding region: 182-1288 (368 amino acids)
Biological process (GO): signal transduction; positive regulation of GTPase activity
Molecular function (GO): GTPase activator activity
Source: RefSeq, a predicted model, not a curated record